AUGGUAAAGGAUAAUUUAACCAAUCUUUUAUCUCAAUUGAAUGUGGAAUCCACACAUAACGAACAUUCAAAAGCAGAACAAACAUGUUUGAAUCUUUUAGAUGGUGGUUGUAGCAACCCAGGUCAAAUAUUUAAACAUUGUUUAAUUGCAGUAAUUAAACAAGACAAAUACGAGAGGGCAUUGGCUUUAUUACAAAGAUAUAAACACAUCGAUGAAAAAUAUGGCAGCCAAUUUAUGUUGGAAAAACUAUACAUUUAUUAUAAAUUGAAUCAAGUGGCUAAAUUUGAAAAACUCUUCUCUUCUAAAUUCAAGGAUGGUAUUGAUGGUAUAUUAAAGGUUAAGAUGACUUCCAAGAAUAGAGGUUUAUUACAUGCAAGGGCUCAAUUCUGUUAUAGAAAUGGGAAGUAUGAGGAAUCAUAUAAGAUUUAUCAUUAUUUGGCUUCCAGCAACGACCAAGAAGAAUUCGAUAAUGAUUUGGAAUUAGCAUGUAAUGAACGUGUACCAUUAACUGCGUUACCCAAUUUGGAAGUAUCAUCGCCACUUUUCAGUAAACUACAUGACGAAUCUUACGAUUUACUUUUCAAUGAAUCAAUGAUUCUUUCCGCUAAGGAAUGUUAUCAGGAAGCCAUUGAGUUACUAACAAGGGCAUUAACAAUGGCCAAAGGUGAUGGCUACGAAAGUGAUAUUAACGCUAUCGAAUUGCAAUUGGCGUACGUAUAUCAAAUGAUGGGGGAAAAGGAUGAUUCCAAGAAGCUUUUAAACAACCUUUUAACGAAAUUAGAACCAGGUUCUGCAUUCCAAUUAAUUGUUAAGAAUAAUAUCAAUUCAUUUAUAGACUUUUCCAAAUAUUCGACAAAUUUCAAUUUACUUCAAAGAAAUUUGAAUUUUGAAAAGCUUAACUCGUUAAACUUACAAAAUUUAACGUUUGAACAAUGGUCAACAAUCCAACGCAAUUAUAUGUUUUUACAAUUAUUCAACAAUAAUAAAGUUCAAUCAAAAUCCACCAUUUUGUCGCGAACAUUAAGCAAUUACUCCAAUUUGGUUGACAACGUAUCAUUAGAAACUUAUAAAACGCAAUCCAAGAAAUUAUACCAUCAUUGUAUUUCAAUGAUAAAUAGUGGCACCACCGGAAGUGUCAUUGGAUUUUUGUUGUUGACACUUCAAUUACUCAUAGUGGAGAAACAGUGGGAUAAUUCCAUUAGAUUAUGUGAAUCAUUCUUGAAUAAGGACAAAUCUUCCUCUAAAUCUAACCAUAUUGUCAAAUAUAUCCUGUUUGAAUUGUAUAAGGUUACAGGGAGACAUAAUUCGAAGAGGAUGUUGUUAUUCAGAACUCUCACUACUUUGGAUAAUUGGGAUAGUAUUGAACAGGAUUUACCAUUCUGGAAACAUGUUGCAUUCCAAAAUUUAACUAUAGGACAAACCAAGGACGCUAAGAAAAUUUUUGAUGUGAUUAAGCAACAUGAUAAUAAUGAAUUAAUUGAAUCGAUUUUAUCAGGUGAAUCAUUCAACAUUGAAAAAUGUUCUGAACUAGUAGCUGAUAUUGACGUAGAUGAACUUAUUGCAUCUGGUAUUAAACCAUUAGAGUCUACAUUAAGGAAGAAAACCGUGGAUAAUAAAGCUAAUAAAAUACUCAAGAACAAAAUGCAAUUAAAGAAUAAAAAGAGGAAAGAACAGAAACUAAAGAAAUUCUUGGCAACUCACGAAUCUGCCAGUAGUAGUAAAUUUCCAGAUCCAGAAAGGUGGGUCCCAAUGAGAGAUAGGUCAACGUACAGACCAAAGAGAAGACAACAGCUUACAAAGCAGACACAAGGUGGUGUUAUGAGCAAAAAAGCUGAACAAGCCUUAGAUAUCUCCAAGAAGACACCACCACCAGGUAGAAACAAUGCCAAAAAGAAUAAAAAGAAGGGCCGUAAGUGA
Messenger RNA from Naumovozyma castellii, 1917 nucleotides. It is a transcript of the gene SRP72, whose product is annotated as signal recognition particle subunit SRP72. The transcript has a single exon. The record is from RefSeq and is a predicted model, not a curated record. The coding region runs from base 1 to 1917 and encodes 638 amino acids. Lineage: Eukaryota; Fungi; Ascomycota; Saccharomycetes; Saccharomycetales; Saccharomycetaceae.